GACAGCUGAAAAGUGAAGCAUUAUCAAAAGCUGUGUGAGACUGUCAGGGAGAAACUUUAUAUAGUAAUUCUCCUUCUGAGCCUGGGAAGCCGUGCAUCACAUUAGUUACAAGGGAAAGAGAGAAGAAAUGCUCAAGUAACUGAGACCUGAAAUUGCACAAAUCAGUACAUAUAUUUGAAUAACUACAUACAGUGUUUAGAAAUCUGCAUUCACAAUGGAUGAUGGAUACAGAAACACAAACCUCUAUCAAGGGGGCAGGGAGACAAACCAAGUGUCAGAUGAUUACAGGUACCAGGAUGGUAACUACGAGGGGUACGCACCCAAUGAUGGCUACUACCGUGGUGGGGAUGAGCCCACUCAUGAAGAAGAUGCCCAGAGUGAUGUUACAGAAGGCCAUGAUGAAGAUGAUGAGGUCUAUGAGGGGGAGUACCAAGGAAUCCCACACCCAGAUGACAUUAAGGCCAAGCAGAAGAAGCGAGCUCCUGCCAUGGAUGAUGAGUACAGAGACCGUGCUGACCUUAUGGCAGAGAGGAUGGAGGAUGAGGAGCAGCUUGCCCACCAGUAUGAAAACAUCAUUGAGGAGUGUGGCCACGGACGCUUCCAGUGGACCCUCUUCUUUGUUUUAGGGUUGGCACUGAUGGCAGAUGGGGUGGAGCUGUUUGUGGUUGGAUUUGUUCUGCCCAGUGCUGAGAAGGACAUGUGCUUAUCCAGUUCAAACAAAGGCAUGCUAGGCCUGAUAGUCUACUUGGGAAUGAUGGUGGGGGCUGUCAUGCUGGGUGGCCUCGCUGAUAAACUGGGAAGAAAGAAAUGCCUCAUCAUAUCACUUGCAAUCAAUGCUGCCUUCGCCUUCCUGUCCUCUUUUGUCCAGGGAUACGGAUUCUUCCUUUUCUGCCGCCUUAUCUCAGGCCUCGGUAUUGGGGGAUCCCUCCCCAUCGUGUUUGCCUAUUUCUCUGAAUUCCUGUCUCGUGAGAAGAGGGGUGAGCACCUGAGCUGGCUGUGCAUGUUCUGGAUGAUCGGUGGCAUUUUUGCUUCAGCAAUGGCUUGGAGCAUCAUCCCACAUUACGGCUGGGGGUUCAGUAUGGGAACCAAGUACCACUUCCACAGCUGGAGAGUCUUUGUUCUGGUCUGCUCCCUGCCCUGUAUCGCCUCCUUGGUAGCACUGAAGUUCAUGCCUGAAAGCCCGCGGUUCUUGCUGGAGAUGGGUAAGCAUGAUGAAGCCUGGAUGAUCCUCAAGCAAGUUCAUGACACCAACAUGCGGGCCAAGGGUGAGCCAGAGAGAGUGUUUACGGUUUCUUAUAUCAAAACUCCAAAGCAAGUUGAUGAAUUCAUUGAAAUUCAGAGCUCAACAGGGACUUGGUACCAGCGGUGGCUGGUCAGAAUCACAACCACCUUCAAACAGGUCUGGGACAACGUGCUAUAUUGUUUAACAGCCCAGUACAGGAUGAACACGCUGAUGCUGGCUGUGGUUUGGUUUACUAUGGCCUUAAGUUACUAUGGCCUUAUUGUCUGGUUCCCUGACAUGAUCCGCUAUCUCCAAGAAGAGGCCUAUGAGUCCCGAGUGAAGGUCUUUGAUGAGGAAGAAGUGUCACACUUCACCUUUAAUUUCACCCUGGAGAACCAGAUCCAUAGAAACGGGGAAUACAGAAAUGAUAAAUUUAUUGGCAUGAAAUUCAAGGAAGUGAGAUUUGAGGAUUCGCUGUUUGAAGAGUGCCACUUUGAGGACGUGACAUCCAGCGAAACCUUCUUUGAAAACUGCACCAUCAUCUCUACUGUCUUUUACAACACUGAUCUCUAUGAACACAAAUUCAUCAACUGCAGGCUGAUAAACACCACGUUCAUGGAGGAGAAGGAAGGCUGCCAUCUGGAUUUUGAGGAGGACAAUGAUUUCUUGAUCUACUUAGUCAGCUUCCUUGGCAGCCUGUCUGUGCUGCCGGGAAACAUCAUCUCUGCACUGCUUAUGGACAAAAUAGGGAGGAUAAAGAUGAUUGGUGGCUCAAUGCUGAUCUCUGCAGUGUGCUGCUUCUUUCUAUUUUUUGGCAACAGCGAAUCGGCGAUGAUCGGCUGGCAGUGCCUCUUCUGCGGCGCCAGCAUCGCCGCCUGGAACGCCCUGGAUGUGAUCACUGUAGAGCUCUACCCCACGGAUAAAAGGGCAACAGCCUUUGGCAUCCUCAAUGGGCUUUGCAAGUUUGGUGCCAUCCUGGGGAACUCAAUCUUUGCCUCCUUUGUAGGGAUAACCAAGGUGGUUCCCAUCCUUCUGGCUUCCUCUGCUCUGGUUGGAGGCGGCCUGCUCGCUUUGCGCCUCCCAGAGACUCGAGACCAGGUCCUGAUGUGAGCAGCUGAG
Messenger RNA from Phasianus colchicus (ring-necked pheasant), 2341 nucleotides. It is a transcript of the gene SV2B, whose product is annotated as synaptic vesicle glycoprotein 2B. Gene Ontology annotation, molecular function: transmembrane transporter activity. Gene Ontology annotation, biological process: chemical synaptic transmission; transmembrane transport. Lineage: Eukaryota; Metazoa; Chordata; Aves; Galliformes; Phasianidae. The record is from RefSeq and is a predicted model, not a curated record. Gene Ontology annotation, cellular component: neuron projection; synaptic vesicle membrane.